AUGUCAGGUAGCCCCCUUACAAAGUACCAGCUUUCAGGAUCACAGAGAGUGUGCUUACUAAGAAAUAAAAUUAAUGUAGUUCUUAAUGAAUGGAAGCGUCAGGUAGCAUAUACUAUACAACAUCAUCAACACGAUUGUCUGGUUAUUGGGGCCGGUGGUGCCGGGCUCCGAGCAGCAGUCGGACUGGCUGAAGCAAAAUUCUCUGUCGCUCUCGUCAGUAAAUUGUUUCCGACACGUUCCCAUACGAUUGCUGCCCAGGGUGGUAUGAAUGCUUCGAUAGCAUGCAUGAUGACGAUUGGCGCUGGCACUUUUACGACACUGUCAAAGGAUCCGACUGGCUUGGCGACCAGCACAGGACACGCUCUCCUCCAUACUCUAUAUGGGUAUAGUACAAAGUUCAAAAAUAUCGAUCUUUUCUCCGAGUUUUUUGUUUUGGAUCUUCUUGUACAAGAUAAUGUCAUUUUAGGGGCUCUCGCUCUAGAUAUGGAUGAUAGCAGUCUUCACAGUUUUCAGGCUAAAAACACUGUGAUUGCAACAGGAGGUUAUCCUCGUAUGUACUUCUCUUGCACAGCAGCACACACGUGCACUGGAGACGGCUGCGCUAUGGCCUCACGAGCUGGCAUUCCACUGCAAGACCUGGAAUUCAUACAGUUUCAUCCAACUGGCAUGUACGGAUCUGGAUGCCUCAUGACUGAAGGUUGUCGAGGAGAAGGUGGCUACAUCGUGAAUAGCGAGGGAGAGCGUUUCAUGGAGCGAUAUGCACCAAAAGCUAAGGAUCUCGCUAGCAGAGACGUUGUUUCGAGAUCUAUCGCUACGGAAAUCAGACAAGGACGAGGAGUUGGUCCAAAGAAGGACCAUGUAUACCUUCAGCUUCAUCAUCUUCCUCCUGAAGUAAUUCGGGAAAGGUUACCUGGGAUAUCAGAGACCGCCUGGACUUUUACUGGCGCCGAUGUGUAUACUCAACCAGUGCCUAUAGUGCCCACAGUUCAUUAUACGAUGGGUGGAAUACCUAUCAAUUAUAAGGGCGAGGUUUUAGAACACAAAAAUGGAUGCGAUACUAUUAUUCCUGGUCUUCAUUCCGCUGGCGAGGCAGUGAGCAACUGCCACGGCGCAAACAGAUUAGGAGCAAAUUCUAUAUUAGAUGUUGUAGUAUUUGGUAAAGCGAUAGGAUUGAAUAUGGCAAAUGUUGCAAAUCCCGGCGCAAGUCAACCGAAGUUAAAAGAUAGUACUUGUGAACCUAUUCUGGACAACUUAGAUAAGGUGCGUAAUGCCAAAGGAACGACGGCGGUGCACGAGCUAAGAGGGUCUAUGAGAGCCACUAUGCAAAAUAAAUGCGGAGUUUUUAGAGAUGAAAAACUGUUAAGUGAAGCCAACAAAGAAAUCCAGCAAUGGUUGAAAUGUUUUGAUGAUAUUCGCGUUACUGACCACCGCUCCAACUGGAAUUCUGAUUUAAUUGAGGCCCUCGAGCUUCAGAACAUGCUUCAAACAGCAGUCCAGGUAGUGGCUUGUGCACUUAAUAGAAAAGAGAGUCGAGGGGCACAUUUUAGAGAUGAUUUCCCUAAAAGAAUUGAUGAAAUGGAUUACAGCAAGUCUACUAAAGGACAGACGGUGAAACCGAUUGAGCAACAUUGGAGAAAACACAGCUUAUCAACUUUAGAUUUAAAAACGGGUAAUGUGACUAUUACCUACCGACCGGUGAUCGAUAAGACUUUGGAUGAUCAAGUUGAAACUAUUCCACCAGUCCCGAGAGUAUAU
This is a messenger RNA of Brenthis ino (lesser marbled fritillary), 1755 nucleotides long. Lineage: Eukaryota; Metazoa; Arthropoda; Insecta; Lepidoptera; Nymphalidae. The record is from the annotation of a GenBank genome assembly.